Messenger RNA from Didymodactylos carnosus, 693 nucleotides. NCBI's taxonomy places the organism in Eukaryota, Metazoa, Rotifera, Eurotatoria, Philodinida, Philodinidae. The record is from the annotation of a GenBank genome assembly.
AUGACAUUGACCUAUUUUACUUUGCUCUUAGCCGUAAGUCAGUACAUUAGAAUUUUUGGCCAAUAUAGUCCAAACUGGGAUUCAUUAGAUACACGUCCAUUACCUCAAUGGUACGACGAAGCAAAGAUUGGAAUCUUUAUACACUGGGGUGUUUUCUCAGUUCAAUCGUAUAAAGAAUGGUUCUGGUACGCCUGGAAAAAAGAUAAUCCGGAUCCAGAUGUUGUAGAGUUUAUGAGAAAAAAUUAUCCACCAGAUUUCACGUAUGCCGACUUUGCUAAGGAAUUUCAUGCCGAAUUAUAUGAUCCAAAUGAGUGGGCUGAUAUUUUUCAAGCAUCUGGAGCAAAAUACAUUGUAUUAACAAGCAAGCAUCAUGAAGGCUACACAAUGUGGCCAUCAAAAUAUUCAUGGAAUUGGAACGCAAUGGAUGUUGGACCACAUCGAGAUUUGUUAGGUGAUUUAGCAAACGCAAUAAGAAACCGCACAAAAAUUGUAUUUGGACUCUAUCAUUCAUUGUAUGAAUGGUUUCAUCCUCUCUAUCUUGCUGAUAAGUCAAAGAGUUUCAAUACGCAAUUGUUUGUAAAACAAAAAACUUUACCAGAACUCUAUGAAAUUGUGAACACAUAUAAACCGGAAGUGAUUUGGUCAGACGGUGAUUGGGGUAGGUUAUUUAUUACACUACAAUUGUUUUUUUGA